Symbiodinium natans is the source of this 2796-nucleotide messenger RNA. The record is from the annotation of a GenBank genome assembly. NCBI's taxonomy places the organism in Eukaryota, Dinophyceae, Suessiales, Symbiodiniaceae.
AUGUACACGCACAUGUAUCUCCAACCGUGCACAGAUACAUGCGAUGUCAACAUGCCAAGGUUCCAGUACACCAUCUUCUGCGGCCUCUCCGACCUCUGGUUCGCGCACCAGGCUUUGCUCAGGAAGGGAAUGGGGCAGUCGAAGGCGGUCACCGGUGAGGAGGCCAGCAACUACGAGUACGGCUUCCUCGGUGCGCGCAACAACAUGCUCAUGUCGCAUCUACAGCGAGCUCAACUCGAGAAGGUCUUCUUGCAUCAACGACCACAUGGCAGAGGGGCAGAGGUGGUCAAACUGGCAAACUACGCGGAGCCAAAGCUGCGAAAGGCCAGAAAUGCCGGCAAAGCCGGCAAAGCGCAAGUGCCGGAGGCGUGGCUCCUUUCUGGGUCCGUGGCUGCUGCCGCCCGUGCGGAGCGCUGGCAGGAGGCCCUGGCCUUGUCACAGUUCGAGGAGGCCGUGGCUGGGGACCUGGAGCCCAGCACCGUCACGUGCACCACCGCCAUCGGCGCCUGCCGCGCGGUUCGUGCCAGGGGCAAGAACUGGGAGCUUGCUUUGGCCUACCUCUCAGCGCUUCGGUGCGCCGGCCUGGAGGCGAAUGAGGUCUCCUACAACACAACCAUCAGCGCUUGCGAGAAGAGCGGGCGCUGGGAGCAGGCUCUGGCCUUGUUUGCCGAGGCGCGCGAGGCAGGAGUGCGGAAGGAUGCGAUCACCUUCAAUGCGGCCAUCAGUGCCUGCGGCAAGUGCGGGCAGUGGCAGCCCGCCCUCGUGCUGCUACGGGAGCUGGAGGAGGCCCACCUGGAGAGGACCACCAUUGCAUACAAUGCCGCCAUCAGCGCUUGUGGGCGAGGCCAAGCGUGGACCUGGGCCGUAGUUCUGCUGGCGGAGCUCCAGGGCAGCCGGAUGCAAGCCUCCGAAGCCACCUACACUGCGGCCAUCACUGCUUGCGAGCACGGUGGGUGGCAGCAGGCCCUGGCAGCUUUCGAGGCGCUCCGGAGCGAGGCGCGGCUGCUGCCUGGCGCGGCCGUGGCAGCGGCUGCGCGGGCGGAGCAAUGGGAGGAGGCCCUCCUCGUGUUCGAGGACGGUCUCGGCUGCGCCCUGCUGCCGAACCUCAUUUCCUACACUGCCGCCGUCGCCGCCUGCGAGAGGGGCAAGAACUGGGAGCUUGCCUUGGCCUACCUCGUAUCGCUGCGGCACGCUGGCUUGGAGGCGAACGAAGUUACCUACAAUGCGGCCAUCAGCGCCUGCGAGAAGGGUGAGCACUGGGAGCAGGCCCUGGCACUUUUUGCAGAGGUGCGGCAAGCACAGCUGCGCAAGGAUGUGAUCACCUUCAACGCCACCAUCAGCGCCUGUGAGAAGUGCGGGCAGUGGCAGCCCGCCUUGCAGCUGCUGCAGGACCUGGAGGAGGCCCGCUUGGAGAAGGACACCAUCGGCUACAACGCUGCCCUGAGCGCGUGUGGACGAGGCGAGGCGUGGGAGCAGGCGGUGGCCCUGUUGGCAGAACUCCAGGCCGGCCGGGUGCCUGCAUCUGAAGUGACCUACAAUGCGGCCAUCACUGCCUGCGAACGUGGCGGGGAGUGGCAGCAGGCCCUGGCGGCCUUUGCCACCCUUCGAGCCGAGGCCCUCCAGCCAACGGCUGUCAGCUAUGGGGCAGUUGCCAGCGCGUUGGAGGUGGGCAAAGAGUGGCAACGGGCGUUGGCACUGUUGCAAGAGUUCCGGGCGAGCGGCCUUGAGCUGGCGCGGCGGCCCUUCCGCGCCGCCCUGGGCGCCUGUGAAAAGGGCGAGCAGUGGACGCAGGCACUGGAGUUGCUGCGCCAGCUUGGGGAGCUUCAGCUCACCGGCAGCGUGAUCACCCACAACGCCGCCAUCAGUGCCUGCGGGAAGUGCAGCCGCUGGCCGGUGGCCCUUUGCCUGCUGGAGGAGCUGCGCGACUGCAGCUUGGAGGCCACGGAGGUCACAUAUGGCGCAGUGGUAAGUGCCUGCGAGAAGGGCGGCCAAUGGGAGUGUGCAUUGCAGCUGCUGCGGGAGCUCGAGGAGGGCCAUUGCCGGAAGAGUGCGAUCACCUACAACGCGGCCAUCAGCGCUUGCGACCGCUGUGGGCACUGGGAGCAUGCUGUCCUCCUCCUUGCUGGCUUCUCCGAGAGGCACCUGGAGCAUUCGGUGGCCAGCUUCAAUGUCGCCAUUUCCGCUUGCGCCCGGGGUGGGCAGUGGCAGCGUGCACUGGAGCUGCUGCGGAGGAUCACAAGGUGCGGUCUCGAACGCACAUCUAUCUCCUACGGAGCAGCGAUCACGGCCCUCGACACGAGGAGGCGGUGGCGGCGGGCUGUGGCCCUCUUCGAGGAGUGCCAGCAAGAGGUGCGGGCGAGUGUCAUCGCGCGUAACGCGGCCAUCAGCGCCUGCGAGAAGGGCUCGCACUGGCAGGGGGCCUUGGAGCUGCUCCGGCAGGCCGAGGAGGGGACGCUUGAAGCCAACGUGGUUACCUACAACUCGGCCUGCAGCGCGCUGGAGAAAGCGCUGCGCUGGCGCGAGGCCCUGCAGCUCCUGGCCCAGCUGCGGGCUCGCGGGCUGGAGGCCACUCUCAUCAGCUUCUGUGCCUGCAUCGGCGCUUGCGCGCGGGGGUGGAGCUGGCAGGGCGCCCUGGCGCUGCUCUCGGAGCUGCGUGGGGAGGAGGAGGUGCUGGGGGAUGACACCACCGCCUUCGUGGCAGCCAUUGGGGCAUGUGAGCAGCGCCAGCUGCACGGUCAGACGCAGCUCGUGCUGGCCCAGCUGCAAGACUUCUUGCUGAGCUGGGUCGAUGGAUGA